This is a messenger RNA of Rhodotorula graminis WP1, 2858 nucleotides long. RefSeq lists its product as uncharacterized. The transcript has 14 exons. Gene Ontology annotation, cellular component: plasma membrane. The record is from RefSeq and is a predicted model, not a curated record. NCBI's taxonomy places the organism in Eukaryota, Fungi, Basidiomycota, Microbotryomycetes, Sporidiobolales, Sporidiobolaceae. Gene Ontology annotation, molecular function: calcium-activated cation channel activity. Bases 58 to 2685 code for a protein of 875 amino acids.
CACUCGCUCAUCGCCUGCACCACCAGCCCUUGCAGCAGGGCACAAACAGCACCCACCAUGGCGUCCACCGGCAACCUGGAGAACCAGGAUGUCACCAACAAGUCGACGCAGACCUUCAUCACCGCCCUCGUGACGGGCUUGAUCAUCGCAGGAGCCGAGCUCCUCGCCUUCGUCAUCCUCAAGAACCGCUUCCGCCAGAUCUACAACCCGCGGUCGUACCGUGUCCCUCCCAGGCAGCGUGUCGACCCUCUUCCGCGCUCGUUCCUGGGAUGGAUACCGCACGUCAUCCGCACACCGGCCAAGGAGAUCAUGCACAAGAACGGCCUCGACGCCUACGUCUUUGUCCGCUUCCUCUUCCUCAUGAUGGAGAUCUUCCUUCCCUUCAUGGCCGUCACCUGGAUCAUCCUCCUCCCGGUCGACGCCGCCGGGUCCAAGGGCACGCAGACGGGCAUCACGCGCUUCACGUUCGGCAACGUCGGCCUGUCGGAGCAGCCCCGUUACGCCGCGCACCUCAUCCUCACCUGGCUCCUCACCUUCUGGGUCUUCUACCUCAUCAAGCGCGAGUACUCGACCUACAUCGUCCUCCGCCAAGACUUCCUCAUGUCCAAGGACCACACGCGCCUCGCCCAGUCCAAGACGGUCCUCGUCACGGGCGUCCCCAAGGAGUUCCUCAACCAGAGCAGCAUGUCGAGGUUCUGCAGCGUCCUCCCCGGCGGCUCGAAGCGCAUCUGGUUCGCCCGCGACCUCAAGGAGCUCCCCGACCUGUACGACCGCCGCGAGAAGGCGUGCAAGAAGCUCGAGAGCGCCGAGACCAAGCUCCUCAAGCUCGCGACCAAGCAGAUCGCCAAGAACAAGAAGAAGAACCUGUCGUCGCCAGAGCUCGACGCCGAGGCGAGCAAGGGCGAGAUUACGCGUUACGUCCCCAAGAAGAAGCGCCCGACGCACAAGCUCGGCCUGCUCGGCCUGUUCGGCAAGAAGGUCGACACGAUCGACUGGGCGCGCGAGGAGAUUGCGACGACCACCAAGGAGCUCGACGCCGAGCGCGAGAUCCUCCUCGGCAGCAACGGCUCGGCCAAGUACCCGCCCGAGUCGUCCGCCUUCAUCCAGUUCCACACGCAGAUGGCGGCCCACAUGUUCGCCCAGUGCCUCAACCACCACGCGCCGCUCCGCAUGUCGGCUCGCUACCUCGAGGUCGCGCAGGACGACGUCAUCUGGGGCAACCUCAACAUCAACCCGUACCAGCAGCGUGCGCGUUACGCCAUCUCGUGGGCCAUGACGAUCGGCCUCAUCAUCUUGUGGUCGUUCCCGGUGGCUUUCGUCGGCCUCAUCUCGAACGUGAGCGCGCUGUGUCAGCAGGCCUCGUGGCUCGCGUGGCUCUGCACCCUACCGGUCCCGAUCAACGGCAUCAUCCAGGGCUCGCUCCCGCCCAUCGCGCUCGCCGUGCUCUUCAUCCUCCUGCCGAUCGUCCUGCGCCUGUUUGCGCGCUUCGAGGGCAUCCCUCUGCGCACCGGCAUCGAGCUGUCGCUCAUGACGCGGUACUUCCUGUUCCAGGUCAUCCACGGUUUCCUCAUCGUCACGCUCGCGUCUGGCCUCGUCAACGCCAUCCCCGACAUCGUCAACAACCCGUCGAGCGCCGUCACCCUCCUGGCGACCCAGCUCCCCGCCGCCUCGACCUUCUUCCUCACGUACUUCGUCACGACCUCGUUCGCCGGCGCCGCCGGUUCGCUCCUCCAGAUCGCCAAGCUCGUCGUCUACUACGUCAAGCUCGUCCUCCUCGGCUCGACGCCUCGGUCCGUGUUCAACAUCAAGUACUCGAUGGCGACCGUCGCCUGGGGCACGCUCUGGCCCUCGAUGACCCUCCUCACCGUCAUCGGCCUCACGUACUCGGUCAUCGCGCCGCUCGUGUGCGGCUUUGCGUUCGUCGCGUUCGCGCUCUUCUGGUUCGUGUACAAGUACCUGUUCCUCCUCGUCAUCGACACGCCGCCAGCGACCGAGACGGGCGGCCGCUUCUACCCCAAGGCGAUCACGCACAUCUUUGUCGGGCUCUACAUCGAGGAGCUGUGCCUGUGCGGCCUGUUCUUCCUCGCGCAGAACGAGAACGGCAAGCAGUCGGCCAUUCCCGAGGGCGCCAUCAUGGUCGUCCUGAUCGUCAUCACGGCGCUGUACCACAUCAUCCUCAUCAAGGGCUACCACCCGCUCGUCGACUACCUCCCGCUCUCGGUCGCGCCCAAGGUCGCCGAGCAGCAGGGCCUCACCAACGGGUACCCGGCCAACAACGCGACCGGCCUCGAGAACGGCGAGGCGCCCGCUCUCGGCACGACCUCGAGGACGACGCCUCGCGAGAAGGAGCAGUCGACGUUCCCGCCCCCUGCGCGCUCGUCGUUCGAGGACCACCGCAAGCCCCUGCGCGAGGUCGAGUCGAACCGCACCGACCAGGACAACAACACGCUCCCCGGCGACGAGCACCUCGACGUCAACGCGUUCGACCACCCGGCCAUCUACAAGGACUACCCGACCGUGUGGAUCCCCAAGGACCCGGCGGGCCUGUACCGCGACGAGCUCGAGGGCUCGCAGGCGGCCGGCGUCGACAUUUCGGCCGAGGGCGCGCACAUGGACGAGAAGGCCAAGGUCGACAUUGACCGCUCGCCGCCCGACGAGGAGUGGGACGACUCGCAGGAUAUCUGAGCGCCGCUCGCCGUCCUUGCUACCUGCCUCGCUUCGAAGCCUUCCCCUCGUCUUGCUCUCUCUCCCCUCGUCCCCAUUUCCCUCGUCCACAUCUCUACUAUACCAACUGCGCCUUUGGUUGUAGUCACUGCGUCGUCGCUGCUGAAUCUUAGCCGUUAAUCGUCUCGAGCCUU